This is a messenger RNA of Jaminaea rosea, 366 nucleotides long. RefSeq lists its product as hypothetical. NCBI's taxonomy places the organism in Eukaryota, Fungi, Basidiomycota, Exobasidiomycetes, Microstromatales. The record is from RefSeq and is a predicted model, not a curated record. The coding region runs from base 1 to 366 and encodes 121 amino acids. The transcript has a single exon.
AUGAAGCUGCUCAACCUAUCCUUUCGCUGCGCUGGCUCGCUGGUGAUCAACGUCUUGCUGACAGUCUUUACUGCGAACCUGUGCAGCCCAGCUCAGGCAGCUGUGGCCAUCAAGAAAGAUCUUUGCUUCGACCACACCAGCCCCUUUGCUCGCAACACUAUCCCCUUUGUCAGCCGCAACAACGGCGUGGGCAAGAAUUUCGCCUCUUACAUUCACCUCCGCAAGUCGAUGGAGUCCGUGGUCUCGCGCGGGGUAGGCAAGAUGGCUCGCCGAGGCAUGGCGAAGAGGACGGAGGUCUUGGCAGAGGUGAUGGAUGAAGUCAACGACCCGGCCCACCACGCGGUUGGGCUCGAAGUCGCUCUGUAA